AUAAAUGUCAUUUUUGUGACAAUCUCCUUCUAGCACUAUUUUUUAGACAAAAACUUAAAAUGUGCUAUUAUUGACAAUUGCCCUUUUUAAAUCUACGUAAGAAUUACAAUCUAAGCAAUGAUCUAAAAGCUUACUUUCAAAUUUCAAAAAUAAUGAUUUCACAGGCUACAAUUUUGAAGUUAAAUAAUUCAAUAAUUAUUUGCUACAUUAUAGUAUCAAAGUAUUAAAGAAAAAGACAAACAAUAAUCUUAUAGUAAUCAUCGAUGCUCAAAAACCGAAAGAUGACAGAAAUAAUUAAUGGUCAACGAUAUAUUCACACCACUGAAAACUCUUAACACCAUCACAAGAUCACGUAAAUCACACGCUUCAACUGAGAGAGCUUCUAUUAUCCGCAUCGGACGGAUAGGGAUUAAAGAGCGUGUAUACACACGUGACUAACGCGUGAGCAAAGCUUUUCGUAAUAACACAUAUCGCUGGUUAAUUAAACUAUUAUUAAUUAAUUUAAUUCAGUAUUUUGAAGGAAAAAAACAAAUAAAUAAUUAGAAGAUUUUUCCAUUCCAGAGAAUAAAACAAAGGAGAAGUACGGUUUCAUCAAUUUUCUCGCGCGCCAAACAUCCGAAUAAUAAAAGACAAAAUUAAAAAUAAUAAAAAUAAGACCUUAAAAUAAAAAAACAAAGAAAAAUAAAGCAAAAAUGAGGACAAGCGUGAGAUUAAAACCCUUCACUUUCUUGGCAUUUGUCUUCUUCACACAUAGGGGAGAGAGAGAGCUCUAAUGGCAGAAUGAACAAAGGCCUUUCACAAUCUCUUCACCCACCAAAGAGGAAGAUAAAAUAUGGCUUUAGAAGAAGAGGAAGAGACCCAAAACGCACCGUUUUGUAUGCUUUUCUGUGAGGAAGAGAGUUGUAGUGUGUUCGAGGAAGACGAGAGCGUCGUAAAGUCUCCAUCUUUUCAUCUGGGUUUUCUCUAUCACGACAUGUUAUGGGACGACGACGAGUUACUAGGUCUGAUCUCGAAACAGGACGAGCUAAAACCGUGUCUUUCCGACAAAGCCUUAGACGAGUUUCUGUAUCUGUGUCGUGAAAACGCACUCGGUUGGAUUUUUAGAGUGAAAGGCUACUACGGGUUUAGUUCGUUGACGGCUCUUCUCGCUGUAAACUACUUCGAUAGGUUUAUUACAAGCAGGAAGUUUCAGACAGAUAAGCCAUGGAUGUCUCAGCUGACAGCUGUCGCUUGUUUGUCUCUAGCUGCUAAAGUUGAAGAGAUCCGUGUUCCGUUGCUCUUAGAUCUCCAAGUGGGAGAGGCGAGAUAUGUCUUUGAAGCUAAGACUAUACAAAGAAUGGAGCUUUUGAUUCUCUCUACUCUUCAAUGGAGGAUGCAUCCUGUGACUCCAGUCUCGUUUUUCGAUCAUAUUAUCCGUCGAUACAGCUCUAACUCUCACCAGUUCUUGAGUAGAUGUGAAUCUCUGUUGCUCUCCAUUGUUCAUGAUUCGAGGUUUCUAAGUUACACCCCUUCUGUGUUAGCCACUGCAAUAAUGGUCUCUGUUGCUAGAGAUUUCAAGGAAGCUGAAUACGAAUCUCAGCUCAUGACUCUACUCAAAGUCGAUCCGGAGAAAGUAAAUAAAUGCUAUGAGUUAGUGUUAGAUCACAAUCCAAGCAAGAAGAGGGUGAUGCAUGCGUCAUUAAGCUCUGAUGGCUCGAACGAGUCAUGGGUUGUGUCUUCAGAGCCUCUAUACAAGAGGAGAAGAGUGCAUGAGCAGCAGAUGAAGUUGUCUUCAAUAAACAGAAUGUUUCUCGAUGUGUUCACUAGUAGUCCUCGCUAAUAAUUUUCAACAACCGAUCAAAUAUGUGUGUUUUCUCCUGUUUUACAUAUUAGCGGCUAUGGUAAGGCAGAAACAUUAUGUGUUUUACUUGGCUCUUGUGUUAAAGGACGGUUUCACAUGGUUUACUUUAUCGGUAUUUGAUCAUUGAAAAAAAAACACAGAUGUUUUUCUUAUGAACAACUUGUGUAACGGUUGAAUGAUGAUUUAAUAACGCAAACAAUCGAAGACUCCAGACUUGUCUUUUUGUGUUGGAUCUUUCAUAAGAACCAAUGUUAUCAUCAUAGUACUCGUCCUUUGUCUGAAAAAUCACAUGACAUUAUUGGUUAUCUACUUAGUACAGAUUUGAGGAAAUUUGUACUCUGAUUUGAAGAAACAACUAAAAGAGUUGGUUUGGUUGGACAACUAAUAAUUUUGAGAAUCAAAUAAAACUCUCGUCUUCGUAAGCAUUGUUUGGCUUCUCCAAAUCAUGCGUUUCUUUGUUUAUUUUUUGUUCCAGUUUCCAUAGUUGUUUUUAUUUGAAAUCAUUUGAAGUUAGACCAAACAAUUGGGUUGAUUUAAGUAUUUGUUUCUUUUCAUUUGUGGUGAAAAGCAAAACUGUGUGAGAAGAGAUAUACACAUAACAUUUUUACACAUCACUUUCUCUUGUAUUUGUCAUUGCAAUGUCAUGUCAAAACAUAAAAUAAAAAUACCUUCCUUGAAGAAGAGUCUUGUUGUUACAGAGGACCAAAUAGCAUUGAAUAGGUUCAAAAUAAAGGAAAAUUUCAAGCUUUUGGUUGAAAGGAGUGAAUGUACCAGAACCAAACAACUCAGAACUCAGAAGAGAACUAUUUGUUCUGUUAUUUCAGAGCCUUGUGUCUUUUUUUGGAAGUAGUAUCUUCAUUGCACUCUAGAAAAUUAAAUAUUAGUAAUAAUUUCAAGAAAUAAAGAAAGAAAACACUAGACUCUGAUAAAUCAUAUUAGGAAUAAAUCUUUACACUAAGACCAACUCCAAUGAGAAUCAAAAACACCAAAUUUGGUGUAGUUUCUUUUCCAAAUAUUUUUCUUUUAAAUUACACCAUUACAUAAAUUUGUGUUUUAUGAGUGUAGCACCAAUUUUGGAUAAUAUUGUCCCUCACACCAAAUAUUGAAAUAAUGUAUUGUAUUACUUUCCGUUAAUUAGUUACAUAGUGUUAUUAACUAGUUUAAACUUAUACUAUUUUGUAUUUCCACAUUAAUAAACAUUAGAAUAUAUAUUACUAUUCUGUAUUUCCACACUAAUAAACAUUAGAAUAAAUUAUAUCUAUAUUUUUAUUUAAUAAUAUAACUAAAUGAGUAUAGUCAAAUUUAACAAAAUAAAAUUCAUUUAUUUUGUACUUCUCAUUUUUAAAUGUAUAAACUUUUAGUUUCAACUAAUAUUUCACAUAAAACAAAUAAAUUAAUAGAUAAAUUACCUAUAAAAUAGCAUUUUAAAUAAAUUGUAAGGACGUAAAAUUACAUAACUUUAACAAAUAAAGACAAAAUCUAAUAGUGAUAAGUUGAUAGUUAUUCAAUUACAAUAAUUAAUGAAUUUUAAUUAUUAAAAUUAAAUUAAUAAUAUAUAAUAUCAUUUUGGUGUAGAAAUUGAUGUUCUGGUUGGAGAAAAAAAUUUAAUUAAUUACGAAAACACAAAAUUGAUGUUUAUUUCAACACUACAUUUAGUGUUAUGGUUGAAAUUUGAAAUUGUUCUAAAGUAAAAAGUUUUAUAACGUUCUAAAGAUUAACACUGUAUCAAAGAUUCGAUGCUGAACAGCCUAAACUCAAAGAAGCUAUUCUAGUAAGUAGCUCAAGCACCAACCAGUUGAUAUCGCCAGUAGAAAUGCUUAUAAACAUAAGCAACCAGUGGAACUGGAAACAUCGCAUUAUCACUUAAGUUUACAAAACCAGAGUUGUUAUAAUCAACUAGUGAUUGUGAAUUUAUGAGUCCCUCGACAAAUCCAGCAUCUAGUCUCUUUAUUAUUCAUUACGGAUACUGAGUCAGUGAGUCUUUUAAGUUACAUACUACACGUCUUACACCUAUCAGCUAAGACGACCACUGUAAAAUCUCAUGAACCCUAUAAAAAUAUCCGAAAUUUCAAAUCACUAGUGACAUUUUAGACCCUGGCUCUUGAAUCAAAGCCUGUAGCUAUUGCAAAGAACGCAACGAAAAGAAUCAGUAGUAUUUGACCGUUGGUUUCUAGAGAAAUUAAGAUGACGUCACUAGUAAGUAGCUCAAGGGCCAAAAAGUUAGCGAACGUAGUAUAGAGACGGCCCAUUUAUAUUUAGCAGCACGUUUAUGCUACUGGAUCUCGGUUUAGAUGCACCCGUGCAUGUGAGUAGUCACACGUGCGCGUACCAAACACGUGUAGUUGACUAGUACAGAAAGUCUUUUAGUCGGCGACUGAGCGGCUAAAUUUGAAAUGGUUUUGUCGGUGAAAGUGAGACGUUAAGGGAUAAUUUCGUCUAUUCCAUCGUCCAGCUCUGUGUUUUUUAAAUAAUAGAAUCUGCUUACCAAUGAAUAAAUAUGUUACUUUUUUUUUUUCACUAAGUUUUCCAUUUUAUUAAAGACUUAGAAAGGUCAACAAAGACACAAAAUACAUAAAACCCAAAAGACCGAGUCCAAACAACAUAAACAAACCCAAAAAAAAAAAUGAAAAGGCCCAUUAUCCACCGCUUGAAACACAAAAUACACAGAAAAGAGAUGUGUGGACUAGACACACCACCAACUUCACCGAAACUGCCGCCGAGACUUCCACCGGAAUCACGAGCCUUCACCAGAAAUUAAUGAUAUAAAAUCAUCACCGGACCAACCAAAUCACUUGACCACCGGAAAACACCAAGAAUUAACCACGACCACUAAAAACCACCUCCAACGACUGUAUUGGAGAUAUAGAAAAUUCAUGAUCCACCACUUAAUCACCUGAGCUUAGAAGAACGUCAAUCAAUCAUCCAAACUCAAGCCACCAUACACUACAAUGGAACAUCACACAACUCGAGCACUCACGAUUGGAAGAUGUGAUGCGGAAUCGGAAGCUGGAUACUCAUCACCAACAAAAAGGGAGAGCACCGGAGGCAGAGGCCGGACGACCAUCUGAGGGACAGAUGCGACGCCGGAGUCAAAAAUCAGAACACCGGCGAGAACAAGAAGAUUCAUCUCAUCCUAUUUCUCCUGUGAAAGAUUUUAAAGAGGAAAAAAAGAAAAAAGAGAAGGUUCUUCAAAUCAUCAUGGUGUUGAGAUGAGUUUCUUCUCUGCAAUUUCUCCUCUUUAAAGGAUCCUAAAAAGAGAACAGAGGAAAAGGAGAGAAAAACUGAAUAAAUAAAUAAAUAAAUAUGUUACUUAACUUUAAAAGAGAAAAUAAAAACGUGAACAAUUCAUAAUUUGAAAAAAAUAACAAUAACUAUAUACAUAAUUUGGAAGAAAUAAUAAGAAUUAUCAUAUUUUAUCAUUUGCGUUUUUAAUCAUUUCGAGUGUAUCAAAACUUUCUAAAAUUGAUGUUCCAUAUAUGUCAUAUGUUCCUAUCCGAAUGGUUUCAUCUUUAUACGUCAUGCAUUGGUUGAUUGAACCACCAGAAGAAAAAAACAACCUCCAACAUAUUUUUUUUUGUUGCCAACUAGUUUUGAUUGAUGAAACAAAGGAACAUACAUGGAUAAAAGACUAACUAUCUUAACAUAAUCAUAGCCCACAGCAGGAAAGCUCAAACCCAAACAACGGGUGCCAUACAAAAACUAUUCCGAACACUAGAUUAAUCUUCACUCUUGUAUCCAGCCUCGAAAACAAUCCUUGAAAAGGAAAAUAGAGAUAAGACCUCUGAACUUUGACGAGCCGGACAACUUACUGCGAACUGCACAAGAGGAAACAGCGAUGCCAUGUCCUUCAACAACGACACAAGACUAAGAAAACAUGAACCUUCAGUUCACAAAACCAAACCAGAGCUCACAAGCCUAACACUAAACACCAACCGAGAAGCAAACAAACAAACACCUGGAAAUAAAGCUCCCUUCUUAACUGAACCUUCAUCGGAGAAUCAACAGCCUCAACCUCUUUAUAAAACUUCCAUUAACCGAUCGAAGCCAUCAAAGACAAGAGGACCUCCAACAUAUUUUUAUCAUUACAAAUAUCUUAAAUUUUCAAGUCAAACGAAUUAUACGUAAAAUUUUAUGGUUAAUUCUUAACCUUAGUGUUAUCAAAAAACACAGUUUAACUUAAAGCGAUGCGAAUCAAAUAAUAAGUUUCGUAAGACUAUAAAAAGUGUAUAUAUAUAAUAUAUGUAUAAGUGAAUGAAGAUCAUGGGCUAGACGCUAGCCAUUGAAGAUAUGAAUUAUUUGUUCAACAAAUCGUUCAUAUAUUUUUACAAAAAAAAAAAACAAAGCGUUCGUAUAAAUUGUACUGCACGAUGCACCACAUACAUGGUCGGUCCUGGACCACGCUUAACGAAACAUUCGGUUUCCAAAUUUUUUUAAAAAAAUUAUAUAUAAAUAGACCCCAAAAUUUGUGAAAAAAAAAAUUUUGAACCUCUAAAUUUUUGAAAUCCUUACUAAAUCAUGUGAGACCUCCAAAAUUUCAGGGCCAGUCCUGACCACAUAUGCACUAUACGGAAGGAAGACCAACGAAGCAGUUUAUCAGAGACCCGAUCAAGAAUGACAACUUCUUUACGAAGGAUGACUAGAGCAAAUGUAUAUCCACCUACCUUACCUCCACUAUCGGGUUAUUAUUUUAUUUUUUUGAAACUACUUUUCCACUAUCUGGUUAUUUCCUUUAUUUUCCCUCUCUUUUCAGCAUACUUUUUGAAUUUUGAUGAUGGAAAACAACUUGAGAGGAAGGUUCGUUUAUUAUCCACUAUUAUUUUCUCUUGUUAUUGGAUAUGUAUUUUAGAAGUGCGUAUUAACCGAAAAUAGAGUGUACGUUAGUGGAUAUUGUUUCAGUUCCAUUUUUGCAUGUUUU
This is a messenger RNA of Brassica rapa (field mustard), 6755 nucleotides long. Its product is annotated as cyclin-D3-3. The record is from RefSeq and is a predicted model, not a curated record. Lineage: Eukaryota; Viridiplantae; Streptophyta; Magnoliopsida; Brassicales; Brassicaceae.